CCCUCUCAGCCACAGGGAAGGAAAUGAUCUCUUCUUGCCCCCCCCCGGGGCAGCACCAAUGCCUGUAGGUCUGUAACAGAGCCAAAGCCCCUGCCCCUCUCAGCCACAGGGAAGGAAAUGAUCUCUUCUUGCCCCCCCCGGGGCAGCGCCAAUACCCGUAGGUCUGUAACUGAGAGCCAAAGCCCCUGCCCCUCUCAGCCACAGGGAAGGAAAUGAUCUCUUCUUGCCCCCCCCGGGGCAGCGCCAAUACCCGUAGGUCUGUAACUGAGAGCCAAAGCCCCUGCCCCUCUCAGCCACAGGGAAGGAAAUGAUCUCUUCUUGCCCCCCCCGGGGCAGCGCCAAUACCCGUAGGUCUGUAACUGAGAGCCAAAGCCCCUGCCCCUCUCAGCCACAGGGAAGGAAAUGAUCUCUUCUUGCCCCCCCCGGGGCGUGAGGGUUUAUAUUCGCUGUAUCUCUGGGUCGGUCAGUGGGAAAAUGAAGAGAGAAGCAGAACUGAACCUUCUAUUCAUCCUCCUGUCUGUCUCUUAUGGGGGCGCCACAGAGCGGGACCCACAGGACAUAUUUGCAGCAGAGGGGGCCCCCGUGCUGUUCCCCAUGCAGGAGAAGCUGCGGGUCAGUCAGACCCAGGAGGGGGAGUGUAACCCAUUCACUUGGCAAGUGAAGAAAUCCCAGCACCAAUACCGGGAGACGAUAGCGCGGGCCGACGCCUUGUGCAACCCAGUCCUGUAUGAAGGGAAUUACCCGCCCCCGCGGAGCAACGUGUCUCACAAUGGCAGUUUGCUGCUCUAUAACCUGACCAGAGAGGAUGCUGGGAAAUACACCGUCACCGUGGACACCCUCUGGAGGGAGCAGUGGUUUAACAAAACAUAUAUACUGCAUGUCCAAGGGGGCGCCACAGAGCGGGACCCACAGGACAUAUUUGCAGCAGAGGGGGCCCCCGUGCUGUUCCCCAUGCAGGAGAAGCUGCGGGUCAGUCAGACCCAGGAGGGGGAGUGUAACCAAUUCACGUGGCAAGUGAAGAAAUUGCAGCACAAAUACCGGCAGACGAUAGCGCGGGCCGACGCCUUGUGCAACCCAGUCCUGUAUUAUGGGCAGUACCCGCCCCCGCGGAGCUCCGUGUCACAAAAUGGCAGUUUGUGGCUCUAUAACCUGACCAGAGAGGAUGCUGGGAAAUACACCGUCACCGCCAACACCCUCUGGAGGGCGCCAUGGUUUGAAAAAUCAUAUAUACUGCAUGUCCAAGUUCCCCUUUCAGAUCCAGUAAUUGAGGUCUCGUGUGAGUCGGGGGAGAGGGCGGUGCUGAGCUGCAGGGUACAGACCGGGUCGGACCCCUCCUACACUUGGGUCACUAAUGGGGCAAUAAAGAGGAAUAUGAUCCCCCCAGGGGAGGUGAAUGGGGAUAGAAUCACGGUCCCUUUACCCCUCCCCGGGGGUAUAAGCUGCACGGUGAGAAACAGAGUUACGGAGAAGCGAGUCCGUCUGUCUGCCAUUCGCUGCCCAGGGGGCGCCACAGAGCGGGACCCACAGGACAUAUUUGCAGCAGAGGGGGCCCCCGUGCUGUUCCCCAUGCAGGAGAAGCUGCGGGUCAGUCAGACCCAGGAGGGGGAGUGUAACCCAUUCACUUGGCAAGUGAAGAAAUUCCAGCACCAAUACCGGGAGACGAUAGCGACGGCCGACGCCUUGUGCAACCCAGUCCUGUAUUAUGGGCAGUACCCGCCCCCGCGGAGCAACGUGUCUGACAAUGGCAGUUUGCUGCUCUAUAACCUGACCAGAGAGGAUGCUGGGAAAUACACCGUCACCGUGGACACCCACUGGAGGGCGCCGUGGUUUAAGAAAACAUAUAUACUGUAUGUCCAAGGGGGCGCCACAGAGCGGGACCCACAGGACAUAUUUGGAGCAGAGGGGGCCCCCGUGCUGUUCCCCAUGCAGGAGAAGCUGCGGGUCAGUCAGACCCAGGAGGGGGAGUGUAACCAAUUCACUUGGCAAGUGAAGAAAUUGCAGCACAAAUACCGGCAGACGAUAGCGCGGGCCGACGCCUUGUGCAACCCAGUCCUGUAUUAUGGGCAGUACCCGCCCCCGCGGAGCUCCGUGUCGCACAAUGGCAGUUUGUGGCUCUAUAACCUGACCAGAGAGGAUGCUGGGAAAUACAUAGUCACUGUGGACACCCUCUCGAGGAAACGAUGGUUCAAACAAAUAUAUUUACUGCACGUGCAAGAUGGAGCCAAAGCUGGGACCAUGGACUAACCCCCCUGUGAUGGUGGAUAAAUGUGGAUAAUGGAGUCACCAAACCAACAUGGGACCUGGUUCUGAUCUGCACUGGGGUGGGGGGGGGGGAGAGGGAUCUGUGACUUUGUGAUUGGACCUGACAGGUUCCACCCACCAAGCACAGACAAGGGAUUUACUGGAACUGCCUGAGAGACUUCACAGUCUCCAUUUGAAAGUAGAAAACACUGGGCGAGACCCCUGAGCACUGAGGGUGACAGUCGGGGGGAGCAAAGGGGUGACAUUGGGGCAGAAAGACUUGUUCCCCACAGCAGUUCUGAUCCGAGAGACAUCACGUGACCCCAUGGAAGUGACUGCAGCCAAGAAGGGAGGGGGGGCAGAACGCUGAGUUGGGCACAACCGGAACAGAAAUGGAUAUAAAUAUAUUGCACGGGGGGGGUUCUGUACCCAACACCCCCCAGCAGAACCCUGAGAGAAGUGGAUCAUCUGCCCUAUCUGCCCCUAGUCUAAGGCCGGGCUCUGUAUCAUUGGUCUUUGCUCUUAUUUCUACCCAAGUGGGUAACUUUGUAUUCGCCAACAUGGAACCCCAUCUGCCA
This is a messenger RNA of Xenopus tropicalis (tropical clawed frog), 2819 nucleotides long. RefSeq names its product CD2 molecule gene 4 (gene cd2.4). The transcript is spliced from 7 exons. The record is from RefSeq and is a predicted model, not a curated record. Gene Ontology annotation, cellular component: membrane. The coding region runs from base 403 to 2244 and encodes 613 amino acids. Lineage: Eukaryota; Metazoa; Chordata; Amphibia; Anura; Pipidae.